Salvelinus namaycush (lake trout) is the source of this 942-nucleotide messenger RNA. Its product is annotated as cyclin-dependent kinase 5 activator 1-like. Gene Ontology annotation, cellular component: protein kinase 5 complex; cytoplasm. The transcript has a single exon. Gene Ontology annotation, biological process: brain development; positive regulation of cyclin-dependent protein serine/threonine kinase activity; activation of protein kinase activity. NCBI's taxonomy places the organism in Eukaryota, Metazoa, Chordata, Actinopteri, Salmoniformes, Salmonidae. The record is from RefSeq and is a predicted model, not a curated record. Bases 1 to 942 code for a protein of 313 amino acids. Gene Ontology annotation, molecular function: protein kinase binding; cyclin-dependent protein serine/threonine kinase activator activity.
AUGGGUACUGUACUGUCCCUCUCCCCCAGCUACCGGAAGGCGGCCCUGUUCGAGGAUGGCCCGGCCACUGUGGGCCAUUACACGGCCGUCCAGAACAGCAAAAACUCCAAGGACGCCAAGAGCCUCAAGCGCCAGUCCCUCAUCAGUGUGUUGCCAUGGAAACGCAUUGUGGCAGUAUCUGCCAAACGGAAAGGUUCCAAAAAGCUCCCACCCGACGACGGGCAGAAGGUCAGCACUGAGCACACCAUCACCAACAGCCAGAAGCUGAAGAAGUCCCAGUCCUGCGCCAACUUGUCCUCUUUCACCACGCAGGAACCCACCAUAGCUGCCACCAUCCCCACCUCCAAGACCGUCUCCAACGUGGCCGCAGCCACCAAGAAGAACUCGCUGACCGGUUCCACUGGGGGCCAGGCAACGAACGCGGGCACACCCAAGCGCGUGAUCGUCCAGGCCUCCACCAGCGAGCUAAUGCGUAGUUUGGGUGAGUUCCUGUGCCGGCGCUGCUACCGGCUGAAGCGCCUGUCGCCCACCGACCCAGUGCUGUGGCUGCGAAGCGUGGAUCGCUCCCUCCUCCUCCAGGGCUGGCAGGACCAGGGCUUCAUCACCCCGGCCAACGUGGUCUUCCUCUACAUGCUGUGCCGUGAUGUGGUCUCCUCCGAAGUGGCCAGCGAGAGGGAGCUGCAAGCCUCUCUGCUCACCUGCCUCUACCUGUCCUACUCCUAUAUGGGCAAUGAGAUCUCCUACCCACUCAAGCCCUUCCUGGUGGAGGCUGAGAAGGAGGCCUUUUGGGACCGCUGCCUGGAAAUCAUCAACCGCAUGAGUGGCAAGAUGCUGCAGAUCAACUCCGACCCGCACUACUUCACCCAGGUGUUCGCCGACCUCAAAAACGAGAGCAAGAAGGAGGAAGAGAAGACAAGGUUGUUGAUAGGCCUCGACCGAUAA